Molecule: messenger RNA, 972 nt
Organism: Entamoeba invadens IP1
Lineage: Eukaryota; Evosea; Mastigamoebida; Endamoebidae
Exons: 1
Coding region: 1-972 (323 amino acids)
Source: RefSeq, a predicted model, not a curated record
AUGAGUAAACCUUUAGUUCAUCCAUCAGUCGAUAGUUUCCCAGAGCUUACUAAGAAACAGGAAAGCGACCGGAACUCGAUCACUCAGCAGACCUUUUUAAUAGCAUGUUUUCUGAAACUUGGAUACACUGCAAAGCUUCACCGCACGACGAAAAAGACAGGCGGCUUAGAACGGUUCAUUAUCGAUGAAGUGAGCGACCCCGAGAUACAAAGCGAAGCAGAAACGGAGAGAAAGAAGCGCGACAAAGAGAAAAACAGUCAACAGAGGAACAAGGACAAAAGUGUUCAAUCAGUAUAUUACAAUGGUAUAAUCGAGUUGUUGAAAAGAAGAGGCAAUUUAAUGGAAAUAAUGCCAACAAGAUCAUCGUCCAAAAGUGUUAAAAGGAAUAGAGUUAUAUUAUUCAACGAUCUUACAUUUGACGAUACUAACGUAUUUGGAACAAAGAUCAAUGAACACUUUCAAACCCUUUUGCCACCUUCAAAGGGUAAAAGGACUGAAAAUGGAAGGGAAUUUACUGUGGAUGAUGUGCUCACUACAAUAACUGGUGAGCGGAGUAUACUAAAAUUGAACGUACAAGAUAACACAAAACAAUAUAACAAAUACGAGAAAAAUUUUUUAGAACCAAAAGUGACUGAACCACCUGAUGUAUCACAAAAAGAAAGCAAUUUGGAAACUAAUAUUGACGAAGCUGUUCUUACAAAUUCAGCGAGUGGAAGUAAUGUUGAUGAAAGUAAUAUCACACAAAGUCAAGAAUCUUAUUAUAAUUGUCCUGUUGUUCAAGGGACGUCAUUUACACCACAAAUGACUUGUUUUGUAGAUCAAGAUGGUGCACCAAUAACUAUGGGUUACUACAUUUACUACGUAAAUGUAGUACCAGUGUACUUCGUGCCACAACAACAGGAUAUACAAGAAAAUCAGCAGUGCGAACUAUCACCCAAUCUUAUGACUAACAACUUAUCAGAAAGUCAAUAA